Fusarium musae is the source of this 1332-nucleotide messenger RNA. It is a transcript of the gene CIA1, whose product is annotated as Cytosolic iron-sulfur protein assembly protein. Gene Ontology annotation, biological process: iron-sulfur cluster assembly. Gene Ontology annotation, molecular function: protein binding. NCBI's taxonomy places the organism in Eukaryota, Fungi, Ascomycota, Sordariomycetes, Hypocreales, Nectriaceae. Gene Ontology annotation, cellular component: cytosolic [4Fe-4S] assembly targeting complex. The record is from RefSeq and is a predicted model, not a curated record. The transcript has a single exon. Bases 1 to 1332 code for a protein of 443 amino acids.
AUGGCGCCGACUUCGGCCUCCAUCACUGCCCUCACGCCCCUCAAACCUGACCUUCACGAACGCGCCUGGGCCUCGGUUCCUCACCCGACUCUUCCUCUGAUCGCAACCGCCCACGGAAAGGCCGUCACUGUGUUCUCUCUCUCGACUGCUUCGGCCCACAGCGUCCUUACCGGAGGCCACACCCGCUCCGUCCGCUCUGUCGCAUGGAAGCCCCAUCUGCGCCCCGGCAACCUAUGUCUCGUCACUGGCAGCUUUGACUCUACAGCUGGAAUAUGGCGCUGGGAGGGCCAAGAACAGAACGAGGGGGGGCUCGAGGUUGAGGUCACGGCGCAGAGCGUGCGGAGGAGAAACGAUGAUGAUGGCGACGAUGAUGGCGAUACUACCAGCAAGGAGUGGGAGUUUACGCUUGUGCUCGAGGGCCACGACUCGGAAAUCAAGUCUUGCGCUUUCAGCCCCUCGGGUUCUUAUCUCGCUACCUGCUCGCGCGACAAGUCAGUCUGGAUAUGGGAGGAUAUCGGCGCAUCCGAGGAAGACGACGAGUGGGAGACUAUCGCCGUGCUUAACGAACACGAGGGUGAUGUCAAGGCUGUCGCUUGGUGUCCCGACGUCCCUGGUCGCAACGCCCGACGCAGCUACUCGGCCGACGUGCUAGCCAGCGCAAGUUAUGACAAUACAGUGCGCAUCUGGCGAGAAGAUGGCGAUGCAGAAUGGGUUUGUGUUGCUGUUCUUGAAGGUCACGAGGGCACUGUCUGGGGGCUUCAAUGGGAGCAACGACCCCGGGAGGGAGACCGCUUCCCGCGACUCUUGACAUUUUCUGCCGAUAACACUAUCAGGGUGUGGACAUUGAAGCAGGACGAUGAGGCGGAGGAGAAUAGUACGGGAGGUGAUGCCGGUGCUCUUGGUGGAAUCCCCAAUACGAUGCGGAGAUCUCUACGAGAAGAGUGGGCAUGCACAUCUGUCUUACCCAAGGUGCACACCCGUGAUAUCUAUUCUGUGACAUGGAGUGCCCAGACAGGGCUCGUAGCGAGUACUGGCAGUGACGGUAUCGUUGCGCUUUACGCCGAGGACUCGGAGCAACAUGUCACGACAAUCGACCCCCAAGACCAAACCAUGGGUAACACUGAGGAGGGCAAGCAAAAGCAGACGAAUUGGAGACUCCUAACUUCGCAACCCGGAGCUCAUGGACCCUUCGAGGUUAAUCAUAUUACCUGGUGCCGGAGAUACGAUGCCGGCUCGGAGCGGCGCGGGGAAGAGGAGAUGCUAGUUACAACGGGCGAUGACGGGAUCGUACGACCGUGGCAGGUUGAGGUUGAGAUUGACGCGCCAAGGUAG